UACACAAUAACAGUUAUGGUGUCUGAGGCUGUCAACGUGUUCCAUGAAUUCAGAGUGCUUUUAUUUUAUCUUGCACUAUUUGAUAUUGAUUCAGCAACUAUGCCUGGUAUUUUAUCUGCUUAGUAUAAUAUUUCAGCUCACAUCCCACUAUUCACAGUGGCUGUUGACACGGUUCUUUUCACCCAGACCUAUUUAUUAACAGUGCUUUGAUUGUUGAAUACAUUUAAUACUUUUACAACUGACUUCACAUAUUAAUGAAAGUCCCCAAGACUUGUUAACAUCAGAGUUGUGUUAUUUUUCAACAAAAGUACAAAGCAUAAACCAGGCAAACAAUAGUGAAUGUAUUGUCAGUUAAACUAAAAAUUUACAAAAAGCUCUAGUCUUGUUACAAUCAUAAACUCAGCUAGGUAAAUGUUGUUCCAGAAGUACAAAUUAACUGCUGUUCAUUUGAAUAAAUUAAAGGAAUGUUCUGGAUUCAAGUUAAGCUCAAUUAACAGCAUUUGUGGCGUGAUGUUCCCACUGUUUCAAAAGUAUAGCCACAAGAUGUAAACAUUAUUCGUGUAACAUGAUUUUAGCAUUUUGAAAUAGCUUACUAGCCUUUAAGGCCGAAGGUAUACUUCGUUUUUUGCGGCUUCCGGAUCGGCUCGCGCCCAGCUGACCGCGUUGCCUUGUUACUUUUCUGACUGCAAACGAAUAGGAACGCGUUCGACGCAUGCGCACUACAACUGCUUUGUGAUUCGUUUGGUACAUGGUGUGUUCACGUCAUGUUGGAAUUACCGUUAUUAUGAGAUUCCGACUUGUAAAAAGCGUUAACGUCUUCGUAGAGCUCGUAAUUACAAGUUGUAAUCUCGGAAAUCUAUGAAAGUUACAAAUUGAAAGUCCUGACGUCAUGUGAAAAGAACCAACAUGGCAGCGGCCUCAACAGUUAAGGUAGUGAACAUAUUUGUUUAAUAUGCUAUUUUAUUAUGCAAGUGAUGCCUGGAGUAUUUCUUUUUGUUCUUAAACAUUUUGCAAAAGCAUAUAAAGGUGAAUUAAUGAAGAGAUAAACAUUUUACUAUUAUUAACAACAAAGCCGUUUUGGCGUUAUAAGUGUUGCCGUAGAAACAGUUAAUUUAUGAGGUCUGAGGACUGAAUGCUCACUCCGAGAUGAACCCGCCAACAGUCAAUUUCCAGCGCACGCGCAGACGACGCACAGCCAAAGACCGCGUGCACCAGUCAAGAAAGUCAAGCCGGACGGCUUUGCUGAUGACGCAAUGUGCACAUACUAUGCGCUAGCGAUCCGCAACGCGCACAUCCGAAGUAUUAUUUGCCCUUAACCUUAUCUGUGUAGAGUCCAAUAUCAAAAGUUCGUUCUCAUGACCAUCAGGUUGCAGGUAAACCAUGUAAUCUAAACGCCGUAACGCAGGUAUAUCGCUGAUUUUAUCAAAGUAAAAUCACAUUAAUAGGUACAAUGUUCAUGUAUUAUGGCUGUACUUUUGAAACAAUGUUUAUUUUAAUGUUUAUGGGCUGGUCCUAUUCACUUACAUUGUGUGUUACUUUAUCAUUAUUAUUUUUUUAAUAAACGAGGGAAGAGUCAAAAUUAUUGUUUGUGGUAAUUUACAUUAUGUCAUAUAUAUUAAAAUGAUAAGAUGUAAUCACCGUCACCAUCAGUUCCGUUCAGUGAAUACCAUAUGCGAAAUUUUUAAUAUUCAAUAUGGAUUGCGCGUCUGAAACGAGUGCUGACGAGUUCUCUGGGCGUGGAGAUGCAGGUGAGAGGGUGCAGGGCAUUACAACAUCACUGUUCCGCAAAACAAGAGGAAUGCAGCACGGACUAGUAACGAACAGCGACCCGUGUAUGGCAGUCUGACAUUGAGCAUUUUUUUUUUUUUUUUUUUUUUCUUCUUCUUCUUCUCCCCUCUGGAGUGUACAGUUAAAGUAUUGUCGGAUAUUAUCAUAAAAUAUUUUUCGUUGGUUGAAGUCUGGAUACCUCUCAAACGAGUAUGAUGAAGCAUUAUCUGUUCAAUUGACAUCCAAACAAUGGCAUCACCACCAGUGAUACCACCUCCACCACCACCCCCUCCUCUUGCCCCACCUCCCCCUCCUCCUCCUCCUCCUCCACCACCCCCUGGCCUCUUCCCUGGUGGAGAUCAAUUUACCAGAGGGCCGACGCGGGCCUCUAAAAUGCGUAAUUUUAAUUGGGAGGCCAUACCUAAGGACACUGUGCUGGGCAAACAUAACAUAUGGACAGCAGAGAAGAACAGUGAGAUUGAGUUGGACAUCAAACGUAUAGAGGAGUUGUUCAGCCACAAUGACCAAAACCAGGUCCAGGCCACACAUCGCCGGAGUGUCCGACUCUCCCCGAGCAAUGCACCAGGACCUGAAGUGGUGUGUAUUCUCAACCCCAAGAAGAACAUGAACAUUGGUAUAUUCCUCAAGCAGUUAAGAAGGUCAGUGAAUGGAAUGAUAGAUGACAUAAUCAAAGGCAGAGGCGAAGGAUUUGGUACUGGGAAACUAAAGGAUUUGUGCAAACUACUACCAGAGGAUGGAGAGGUGCGACAGCUUCUUGCUUUUAAAGGAGACUACACAACUCUUUCUGAGGCAGAUCGUUUCAUGGUACAACUUGUCAAAGUUCCAUGCUAUGAGGAACGGUUGAACAGUUUAGUCAUCAAGGAGGAGUUUCCCCAUUUCAUGGAUGAGGUGAAUCACUCUAUUGCAAUCAUGACUGCUGCCGGAAAAGAGCUGUUGGAAUGCACUGAUCUUCAUUCAGUCAUCCAGCUGGUGUUGAAAACAGGAAACUACAUGAACUCUGGUGGGUAUGCUGGCAGUGCUGUGGGAUUUCGGAUGACUUCUCUUCUCAAACUUGCUGAUACCAAAGCCAACAAGCCUGGAAUGAAUCUCAUGCACUAUGUUGUGAUGCAAGCCCAGAAGAUUGAUUCAUCUUUGUUGAACUUUCCAGAACAACUAGGGCACAUUGGAGAUGCAGCAAGGAUUCAUAUACAGGAAGUUGAGGCAGAGUUCCAAAAGGAAGUGAGCAAAGUCCAGGUGUCAAAGCAGAAUGCUGACAAAGUGCCAGAUCUGCAAGAACAGAUGAGGGAUUUUUUGCAAAAUGCAGAGACCAGGUUACAGGAGACUGAGGCUUAUUUCCAGACUCUUGCUGCUGUGAGUGGGUCUGUGGCCGAGUAUUUUUGUGAGGAUCCCUCUCAGUUCAAACUAGAGGAGUGUUGCUCCAUUUUUUACUCUUUCUGUCAGAAGUUCAAACGAGCAGUUCAGGAGAACCUUGAACGAGACAUGUUGGAGGCGAAGCGCAGGCAACGAGAGCGCGCUCAGUGUGCUGCUAAGCGAUGUUCCACUGCCACCUGCUCCGUACGAGACAAAGACAUGGAGGGAGUUGCAUUGGAGUCCGUCCUGCAGAGGUUUCUCAACAAUAGUUCAUCCCGCCGCAGGGCCAGGACUCCCUCACCCACACAGGGGAGUAUCACUGAGAUAACCUUGCAAGAGAACAACCCCGCCAACAACCGAGAGGUCAAGAAGAAUAGCUGGCUCAAAAGUUCCUUGGCCACAGAGAGCACUAAUAAGAGUGUUUGUGAGGAUGAGACGCCCAAGCCUCCAGAGAUCAAGAUCCCUGGGGCUAGUGCCAACUUGUCCAUCAAUCGACGAGUCUCCGUGUAUAUUGAGCAAGAAGAGGAAGAGGCCCAGACUGAAACAGAGGUGCAGAAUAUGAGAGAGCUGUCACGUAGGGUUUUACGUUACCAGUCCAGUCGGGGCAGUGCUUCGUCUGGAGAGGCCCUGUCACCAGUUCAGUCACCCAGGCAGCUUGUCUUCCAGGAAGACAGGAAACACCUUCUGAUCAUGUCCAUAGAAGAAAAUACUUCGAAAUUUGAAGAAAAUACUUCCAAAUGCAUUAACACUUUGGAACUCCUUCAGACCAACCAGAUUAUCAGUCGCCGGCACACAAUCGCUCUUCCCAAAGCCAGUUGUGGGAAUAUCAGCGAGGAGGAUCUAUUUGUUCCUGGUAAUUUGAAUGAAACCCCAACUCCCCCGAUUGGUUGUAUUGGUAAAUUGAAAUCUGUGGAUUGCAAUAUGCUCAUCACACAACAAUGCUUUACAGAGACAAUGAAAGAUUCUGAUGCCAAGCCACUUCAUUCUCUAGAGGAAUCACAAUCAUCACAAUUAACUGACUCGUUGCAGUCACAAUCAGCAGAGUCAGAGGCAAAGACUGGAGAUAUAGUGCAUAGCUUGCAAUUUGGUACUGGGAAGAAAUUAAACAACCAAACCAUAUCACCCAAAAGCACUAAAGAGACCUUCAGCUUUAUGUCUUUAUUUAAACAUUGGCGUGGCAAAUCAAACAGCAAAGAGCUUGAUUCCGAAAGUGUGGACCCAUGAUGAGAAGUCAUGGGUUCUUAGAAUCACAGAUCUUUAUUUAUUUUCAUGCAUAUUCUACAUGUGGAUUGUUGCAUUUGUGAGAAUUAAAGCUGAAGUGUGAAAUUUCUGCGCCACAAAACUGAAUUACAAAAAUAAACUUUGGUUUCAAAUAGCCUUCCGAAUACACCUCCCUCUGCUGUUUAUUAAACAAACAGAUAGUCCUGCCCCCAACUCUCGGCAUUGGUCAUGUCAGUGUUGUGUCGGGCUGGAAGGGUUACUCAAAACAAAGCAGUUUUUAUAGCGCCACACAGUGUUUACAGUUUUUGAGAAAAUUAACCUAGAAAUGGCUUACUUAUAGUUGUCUCUUCAUAUUAAACUGCGAUAAGAUGAAGUAUUUUAACACCGAACAAGUAAACACACUUCAGCUUUAAGCUUGGUGCUAGGUCAAUGGCUUUUAAAAGCAGUAAAAAAAACAUUUAUUUCCAUGCCUCUUUUAAACAAAAGAGCACACCAAAAAGCAGAGAAAUAAUGCAUAUGCAAUUUCACAGCAUCCAAAAAAUUAAAUGACUUAAGAUAUUUAUGCAAUAUUUUUCCUGCAAUCCACCAUGUUCCACACAGGGAGGCAGUAUAUGAUACAGAUUUUCAUGGUGUUACAAUUUCUGUAUUUGUAGACAUUAGCACAAUGUAAUGACUGAGUAGUUAUCUUCUCAGUCAUACAGAAUGUUUGAAUUUAGAUAAAACUGACCAGAAGUAAUUCCAAUAAAUUAGAGAAAUUAUGGAGCUCAGCUGGUAGCAAUAAUGCAAUAAAAGUCACUUUCCACAA
This is a messenger RNA of Myxocyprinus asiaticus (Chinese sucker), 5164 nucleotides long. RefSeq names its product FH2 domain-containing protein 1-like. Bases 2017 to 4362 code for a protein of 781 amino acids. The record is from RefSeq and is a predicted model, not a curated record. The transcript has 12 exons. Lineage: Eukaryota; Metazoa; Chordata; Actinopteri; Cypriniformes; Catostomidae.